Messenger RNA from Chaetomium strumarium, 2886 nucleotides. RefSeq lists its product as uncharacterized. Bases 1 to 2886 code for a protein of 961 amino acids. The transcript has 7 exons. Lineage: Eukaryota; Fungi; Ascomycota; Sordariomycetes; Sordariales; Chaetomiaceae. The record is from RefSeq and is a predicted model, not a curated record.
AUGGCUGGUCAGGAUUCCAAUGAGCACUAUUACCAACAGCGAGAUGCCUCCGCCAACGACACUUUCCGCCCCUUGCCAACAAUGAUCCCCCGGAGGAAACCCGUGGGCGGCAGCGCGGAUCCGGCCCCGGAAGUCGGCUACCCUCUACAACCGGCACGCACAGUGUCAUCGCGGAGUCAGAUGCCGCAGCGCAUGGGCACUAUCAGUAGCGGAGGGAAGUUCACCGUCUCACCUGCCAGCUCGAUCCACGAGGACGAGGAUGAGUAUGGGGUGCCAACAGCACCAUCACUACCCUCGCCCCAGCACUACCGGGACCCGGCACAAGCCCAGUCGCAGGCCAGUUGGGGUGGAGGUGGGAUCGUCGAUAGCCAGGCGGGACUGUGGAAUCCCCAGCAUGCAACCGCCAUCGACGGCAAUGUCCGAGCCGAGGUUCCUCGCCUGUGGCAGACGGAGCCGGAUCCGAGCGAGAUCCCUUACCCUGAGACUCCGCACUGGCGAGGAAGCCGCGAGCUGCAGGAGCUGUACGAGGCGCGGGCACGGGCGCAAAAGGCAAGUCGGGGGCCCGCCCGGACACCGCACAGGCCGGGGGCGGACCUGCCACCUGCAUCCGUGCCGGUCUCCGUUUCCGUCCCGGCCCCGGCUCAUGCGGCCGGGAACCAGGUUCCUCCGCUGCCCUCUGCAGCGCCGUCAUGGCACAACCCGCAGCAGACGCAGCAGCCCAGAGGUAACGCACAGGGUGCGGGUAAUAAUGGCACCGCCCCGUUCAUGCACUACGAAAACCUGGACUAUUUCCUCCCGGCGCCCGACUCCGAGCCCAAGGAUGAGUCGCAGAUCGAUGGCGCGGUUCCUCGAGCCGACACCUUCCCCGAAGUUAUGGAGGGGAUGAACCGGCCAACGGCGAGGCGGUCCUGGGACCGGCAGCGCAAGCGGCGGAGGAAGAAGAUGGGCCCAGAAAAUGGGGAUGGAGGAGAGCACCGAGGCCGCGGGCGACAAGGAGGUUGCGGUGCGUGCUUCCGGUAUUGCACACACUGGCUGCCCGAGAUCAUGUGGUGUCUCGUCAGCAUUGCCUGUUUGGUGGUGAUCGUUGCAGUGCUGAAGACGUACGAUGGGCGAGGACUGACCGACUGGCCAUUAACGGUUUCGCUCAACACGCUGGUGGCGUUUCUGGUUGCCAUAUGCGAAGUUGCAAUGGCUGUACCCCUGGCCGAAGGGCUCUCGCAGCUGAAGUGGAACUCAUUCGCCCGGGGCGAAAAGCCGCUCGCAGAUUUCCAGACGUUCGAGGAUGCAAAGCGCGGGCCCGCGGGGAGCGCCAUGCUCCUCUGUAAGAGGAAGGGAAGGGCACUGGGCGUGGCUGCGGCCACGACGCUGCUAACGGGCUUCCUCGUCUCCCCACUGACCCAGGGCGCCAUUAGCUACCCAACGCGGACCGUCGAAGCAGGAGGCGGCACGGCCACUGUCGCCCGGAGCGAAUCCUACUCGCACCCGGCACCGUAUGCAACCCGCCUAUCAGAAACUCUGGACACGCGCGAGAAGCAAGCGAUACAGUCAGGUAUCUACCACGCAGUCGACGAGCAGCUGCCGGACCUGCAACCCGUCUGCAGCUCCGGCAACUGCGAAUGGCGCAACUUCAGCUCGUUGGCCGUCUGCGGUGCCGUGGCCGACAUAUCCGACAGGCUCACCAUCUCCAACCAAACCAGGGCACGGAGCCUGGGUAUCUCGCUCGGUGUCGCCAAUGACGAGCCAGCCCGCGAAGCCCGCCUCCCCAACGGCUUGUUUCUGGUCGGCAGCACCAGCACCUGCAACCUCAACAUUUCUUGGCCGCACCCCUCUGCCAACGCCAGCGGGGAUGCUGCGGUGGCAGACGGUCAAGAGAGUUUCCUCCCCGCUCGGACGAGCCUCGCCUUUUCGGACGAAGACGGCAGGGUGUCGAGUGCCAUCGCAAACUUCUUCCUUGUCUACACCAACCAGACGGCCGAAGUAGCCCUCGGUUCGCAGCAGGGGGUGUUCCGCGCCGCAGAGGUCCUGCUGCACUUUUGCGUCAACACAUACACCGUGUCAACGUCCCGUGGUCUGUCGAUCACUAAGCUGGUCCAUUCGUCCGCUCUUGCAGCCCAGGACACCCCCGUCGGCCUCCGGGAUGCGUCCACGCGCUCCCGGCGCGUGAUCUUGCGCGCGGCAAGCGACGUAGGCGUGUACUCGGUGAAGCGAGAUGAUGUGAAGCUCCUCAACGCCUACCUCCUAUCGCUGUUCUCCGGCACGUACUCCUCUCGUUACGGAAGGACGAUCGGCGGCGAGACGGCCACCAGCGAGGCCUUGGGGUUGUCCAUGUUCCGCGGUGGACUUGACGCCGAGGCUAUGCGGACUGUGAUUAACAACCUGACAACGAACGUGGCAACCAGCCUGACCAACACGCAAUUGGGGAGCCGAACUCCUCGGUGGCCAGAAACGACUCAGGGAGGCGUUACACAAAUCCGCGCCAUGAGCUCCACUUCCGAGACCGGCACCGUGCUUGCAACCGAGAGUUACGUUCAUGUCCAGUGGGCGUGGCUGUCGUUCUUAGCCAUCCAAAUAGCCCUCUCAGUCAGCUUCCUGCUGGGAAUCAUGGUCCAGACGGCCGUGUGGAACGUAAAGAUCCUCAAGGGAUCAUCCGCAGCCGCGCUGCUUGCUAUUCCCCCUGACGACAGGACAUAUCUGGAGGACCAAGAAAACAUAUUCCUGGACGAGUCCCGUGCUGCCAACACAGGAAGUCAAAUGACUCGGAAGCUGCAGACCGUUCUCGCCGUCGUGUACCAUUGGGUAUCUGGAUCGAUUGCAACAUGCAUAGGAGCCAAGGCCUUCACCUGCUACGGGUUGGCUGCCAAAUGCCUCACCCGCUCGCCGAAGUAA